CGGCGUUGCGGAUGAUGCGAAGUUCAAGCUGGUAGCAGCAGUUGGGCAACUGCGUUAUCCUCUUGAUGUGUCGUAUCAACGAACUCUGUUGGAAAGGCGUUGAGCGUGAACUCGGUAAUGGGAAGAUUACCAUCUACCCUCUUAAUCUCUACCAUGGCCGCGUCUGAACAUCUCUAGCAGCCAAGAAAUGGCCGGUGAAGAAGCCGCACAAGUCUUGUCACUUAUAUCGUCCGAAGCCAAUAUUAUGAGUUCUAAGACCACACAGAAGACGACUUAUUCGACUUCUGGUUGUACAGUAUUUCUGGUCGUCUUUUUACCCAAUCUAGCUUUUGACAACGUUAUGGUCAUUUGCUACCUCAGGUCAAACAGUCCUAAACAUGCCGUCUCUGAAAAUGGUUGCAGCGUUUCUAACGACUGCAUAUGUUCGACUUUGAAUCCGAAAGACCAAGAAGAACCAGACUCCUCGGCGCCUAGAGCGUUUCGUUGCGUUCAAUCUUUGCUUUCCAUUGUAAUUUUGGCGGGUGUGUUGUACCUCGUAUCGAUUCGUGAUGCAAUUAUGGCUGAGUUCAGCCCGGAUAUAAGCCAUUCUCAAUCCAAAUGCGGAUUGCUUCGUUCUCUACCACGGGAACUCCCGUGGGUUCCCCUGAUGACACGCGAAGCAGGUUAAUUUAGAGACGCCAGAGCGGCUCUUGUACAUCCGAAAGGAAAUGUACCACCACAGCAAUCUCACAGUGCACGGGUGCAGAUUUGUCGAGAAUGACGAAUCCUGUUCACCCCAGGCUUUGACUCGUUGACAUUCCAUUUCUUUAUUUGUGGGUGAUAUGUGCAAACCAUUGGGAAUGGCUGACCGGGUAUU
This is a messenger RNA of Aspergillus glaucus CBS 516.65, 856 nucleotides long. RefSeq lists its product as uncharacterized. The coding region runs from base 188 to 667 and encodes 159 amino acids. Lineage: Eukaryota; Fungi; Ascomycota; Eurotiomycetes; Eurotiales; Aspergillaceae. The record is from RefSeq and is a predicted model, not a curated record. The transcript has 2 exons.